AUGAGUAUUCAAUUAGUUGCCACGGAUGAGGCUUUCAAGGAAGCAUUUAAAUGUGUAUCGAAUGACCAAAAUCGCCUUGUAGUUCUGGAUUUCUUCGCCACCUGGUGUGACCCUUGCACUGCAAUUGAACCUGAAGUUGCCGAGUUGAGCAGACGCUUUCCUUCUGUUAGCUUCAUCAAAGUCGACGUUGAUACAUGCUCGGAAUGUGUUGCCAAUUUCGGUGUUGUUCAAAUUCCAACUUUCGUCUUUCUUCGUGGUGGGCAAACUAUUGAAACAAUUAGGAAACCGGACAUGGAAUUGCUACGCGCCCGCCUCAACGAAUUAACCAAAUCUUCAGGUCCACCUGCAACUUCUUCUACCUCAACCACAUCAGUUCCCACAAUUGCUCCUGUUCCUGGUCUUAUCGAUCUUGUUUCGAUGCUCGACAAGACUCGUUGUGAGUGUCUUAAUUGUCACAGUGAUCACGGACUUGAAUGUGCUUUGACGAAGGACAUGUCUUAUCUCAUGUCAGACGCCGAUGAGCAGCUCAUCAUCUUUCUCACAUUUAAUCAACUUGUGAAACUGCAUUCUCUUAGAAUCACUGGGCCUGAAGAUUCUGGGCCCAAGAACAUCAAGAUCUUCACCAAUCAGACGACCACACCGGACUUUGAUGCCUGUGAAGAUGCAACUCCGGUUCAGGCAUUUACCCUUACUCCGAGUCACCUCAAAGCCUCAUCCCUCGUCCAGCUGAAGUACGUCAGGUUCCAGAAUGUCAACAGUAUCACCAUCUUCAUUCAGGACAACCAACAGGGUGUGGAACAAACUCGAAUUACAAACCUUAUUCUCUACGGCUGUCCGGUGCAGAAUGUUACCAACAUGAAUGAGUUUAAGCGGGUCGCUGGACAGAAGGGCGAAGCGCACAGUUAG
Hydatigera taeniaeformis is the source of this 906-nucleotide messenger RNA. The record is from the annotation of a GenBank genome assembly. Lineage: Eukaryota; Metazoa; Platyhelminthes; Cestoda; Cyclophyllidea; Taeniidae.